CUUCUGAUUAGCUUAAGAGUUUCAGACUACCAAGGUUCUACGCCGGCCCUCAUCAAAUUCCUCAUCGUCAACCAUGGAUCGUAGUCGUUUGAUAUUUAUUUUUGUAGGAGUGGGGAUUUUGGCUGCCAUCAUUGUUGCCAUUGCCGUGCCCGUGUCACUGAACAACAAGAGUAAGAGAUCUCCGGAAUUGGCAAGACAAUAUAUGCGGGAAACUCCUUUGAUAGACGGGCACAAUGAUUUACCAUAUCAAUUUAAGAAAGGCAUAAACAAUCAGCUUCAAACAGUAAACUUGAAUGAGCGACCUCCAUGGGAUCCUACACAUACCGAUAUCCCAAGACUUAGGGAUGGAUUAGUCGGGGCUCAGUUUUGGGCUGCUUAUACAUCGUGUGAUUCCCAGUACAACGAUGCUGUAAUGCAUAUUCUUGACCAGAUUGACGUCAUCAAAAGAAUGGUUCAAAUGUACCCUGAAACAUUUGAUUUUGUCACAACGGCGGAAGGAAUCAGAGAUUCCCAUGAAAAUGGGAAGAUUGCAUCUCUAAUUGGAGUCGAAGGGGGUCAUAAUAUUGAUAGCAGCAUGGCUUCAUUGCGCAUGCUCUAUGAACUUGGAGUCCGCUAUAUGACCGUCACACAUAGUUGCAAUACACCCUGGGCUGAUAACUGGUUGAUGGAUGAGGAGACAACUCCAGAACAUAACGGACUUACUGACUUUGGCAAGGAUGUUAUUAGAGAGAUGAAUCGUCUUGGUAUGCUUAUUGAUCUCUCUCACGUCUCGGUGAAGACAAUGAAUGACGUCCUCGACAUCGUCACGGCACCAGUCAUGUUCAGCCAUACUUCGGCAUACGAACUCUGUAACCACUACCGAAACGCGCCAAACAGCAUUCUUACUCGGGUGAAAGAAAAUGGAGGAGUGGUUAUGGUGAACUUCUACACCAAAUACAUCAACUGCCCACCCCAAAAUGUUACUGCAGAUGAUGGCUAUGCUACACUUGCCCAAGUAGCAGAUCACAUGGAUCAUAUAAAACUAAUCUGUGGCUGGGAGUGCGUUGGGUUUGGAAGUGACUAUGACGGUGUUGGCACUGUACCUGAAGGAUUGGAAGACGUCUCGAAGUUCCCUGACCUGGUUGCAGAACUCAUUGAAAGAGGGUGGACAGAAGAAGAAGUGAAGGGCGCCCUCGGAAACAAUCUACUUCGAGUAUUCGAUGCAGUGGAGGAGGAGAGAGAUGCGUUGGCAGCAGACACCUUGCCUUACGAGAACACUAUGCCCAGGGAUAGUGGGGCAGAGGUGAACAACACAUGUCGUACCUAUGUCUAUAACCCAUAAUAAUCUAAUGUUACUCAUUCAGCGUCCGAGGAUCAUGCCUGGCUGGAGAUUUUGAGGUUCUUCAGAUUCUCAACAAAGUUUAUAAAUUUUAAAAUAUAUUAAAUGUCUUUUGAGUUGACCUUAUCUCAUAUAUAUAUAUAUAUAUAUAUAUAUAUACAUGUAUUUUGCUUGCAAAGUGAAGAAUAAUUUCUUCUCAGUAAUGUCGUCCAUCUAUAACCAAAUGUCAUAAUGUCUUUAUAUAUAUGUACAGUAUAUGGAUAAAAAAUAUUAUGUCACAAUUUGUAUCAUAUUCUAUCUGUUUCAUGCAAUUGAGAAUCUCGAUUGGGUAAAAGGAUUAGUGUGGUAAAGUCCUUUCAACCGAUUUUAUUCAGUUAUACCUAUAGUUCCAAUUAUUCAAUUCGAUCUCCACUAUUUUUUAAUGUCUCGCCAAUCAGAGUUGAAGGUAAGAAUAAAAAGAGUCACAAGCAAAAAAAUAGGAGAAGUGUCUCUGAUCUCACCAAGGAUGGUUUUACCAUGGACCUACUGUUUUACUAACUGUGGCGACGUAUCGUCCGCCGAGUUUCAUUCCCUCGCUUAUCCAAAUCGCAGUUUACCAUUUUUUCACACCCUUAUUUAGGAUGUAAACUUAUUUCUCUUAGUUGUGUAUGAUAAUGUGGUAUUUUUAUAUUCAUGUAUGUUAGUUGUGUAUGAUUCAUGUAUCUUAGUUGUGUAUGAUAAUGUGGUAUUUUUAUAUUCAUGUAUGUUACGUUGGCUUCGAAGGUGUAAAAAGGUGUCUUUUAAAUACAUUUAUGAUAGUGAAUGAAUUAUUUUCAUUUCUUCGGAAGCACAAUCUCAAUUAUAUUUGAUUUAAUUCAUUUUGGAUUAUUGCAUUUAGGACAUACAAUAGUCCAGAGACUGACACAUACAAAACAAUAUAGAAAAAAUGAAAUGAAAAAUACUUGCAAAUUAACAAAUAGAAGCAAAUAAGCACUAUAAAAAUGUAUUAACUGUAAAAAUACUGUUAAAAAUGUUCAACAACGCUGAUAAGCCAUUUACUCUAACAACUAUUGUUUAAACUUUUAAACAAGUUAUUUUAAAAAGUUUAAGCAAUAAUUAUUAGAGUGACGGGCUUAAACAGCGUUGCUUAACAUUUUAAGCAGUGUAUAUAUACAUAUACAUCAUGCAUUAUAAGGAGAAAUAAUAUUAUGCAGAAUGACGGAAAAAAUAUGUUGCCGUUUGCGCAAAACUGUUGUUUUGUGUGAAUGGUAAGUUCUUAUGAAUAUGUACAAAAUUAGCUGAGGAGAAAUACUGAAAAAUGAAGUUAUACUGUAUGAAUUUUCCUUAUUUGGGUAUUUUAGAGUAGUGAUGCAUGGCAUCAUUUGGGCUUUUUGUUUAUAGCCCCUUCGCCAGAAUUAUUAGUAAGCAUUUAAUCAUAAUGAAAAUAUGUGGAGUCUGUAGACUGCGAUCGUAUUAUGACUGUUUAUCAUGUUUGUAGGCUUGGGCAAAGAUUUUUACUAUUAUUUUUUUCCAAUUCCAUUUUCGGUGGACGCUGUGUGUUGCUAAUUUUAUUUUAAGGUCUGUGUAGAUCUUAAUUGCAAGUACGAGCAUCUUUUAAAAGUGUUUAUCUCUCAGACGUUUGAGUUGAUAAGUUUAUACAGAUAAAACUCCCA
This is a messenger RNA of Lytechinus variegatus (green sea urchin), 2970 nucleotides long. RefSeq names its product dipeptidase 1-like. NCBI's taxonomy places the organism in Eukaryota, Metazoa, Echinodermata, Echinoidea, Temnopleuroida, Toxopneustidae. The record is from RefSeq and is a predicted model, not a curated record. Gene Ontology annotation, biological process: proteolysis. Gene Ontology annotation, molecular function: metallodipeptidase activity. The coding region runs from base 74 to 1321 and encodes 415 amino acids. The transcript has 10 exons.